AUGUUAUACAGUAGAAGCCAGAGGCUACGAUUCCCACAGACGAGAGUCCACACUGAAGAGAAAGCAUUCAGCUGUGAUGACUGUGGGAAAAGAUUCACAGAACAGAAACGUCUGAAGAGACACAUGAGAGUCCACACAAGAGAGAAACCACAUGGCUGUGAUGACUGUGGGAAAAGAUUUAAGCGUCAGUCAAAUUUAAAGCUACAUAUGAGGAUCCACACAGGAGAGAAACCAUUUGGCUGUGAUGACUGUGGGAAAAGAUUUAAUCAGCAGUCAAGUUUAAAGCUACAUAUGAGGAUCCACACAGGAGAGAAACCAUUUGGCUGUGAUGAUUGUGGGAAAAGAUUUUCAGUACAGGCAAAUCUGAAGACACACAUGAGAGUCCACGCAAGAGAGAAACCAUUUGGCUGUGAUGACUGUGGGAAAAGGUUUAAUCAGCAUUCAAGUUUAAAGAUACAUAUGAGGAUCCACACAGGAGAGAAACCAUUUGGCUGUGAUGAUUGUGGGAAAAGAUUUACUCGGCAUUCAAAUUUAAAGAUACAUAUGAGGAUCCACACAGGAGAGAAACCAUUUGGCUGUGAUGACUGUGGGAGAAUUUUCACAGAACAGGCAAGUCUGAAGAGACACAUGAGAGUCCAUACAGGAGAGAAACUAUUUGUCUGUGUUGACUGUGGAAAAAGGUUUUCAUUACAGGGAAGUCUGAAGACACACAUGAAAAUCCACACAGGAGAGAAACUGUUUGACUGUGAUGCCUGUGGAAAAAGGUUUUUAAUACAGGGACAUCUGAAGACACACAUGAGAGUCCACACAGGAGAGAAACCAUUUGUCUGUGAUGACUGUGGGAAAAGAUUUUCAGAUCAGGGAAGUCUGAAGACACACAUGAAA
Larimichthys crocea (large yellow croaker) is the source of this 885-nucleotide messenger RNA. Its product is annotated as zinc finger protein 239. Gene Ontology annotation, biological process: regulation of gene expression. The annotation marks the transcript as partial. NCBI's taxonomy places the organism in Eukaryota, Metazoa, Chordata, Actinopteri, Sciaenidae. Gene Ontology annotation, cellular component: nucleus. The record is from RefSeq and is a predicted model, not a curated record. The transcript is spliced from 2 exons.